AUGUCUUAUAUGGCCAAUGAUUCAGACAAUAAAAAAGGUUCAACCCUCGAUGGCUCUUUGUCCGAUGUCAAUAUCAAAGUAGAAAGAUUCUAUUUGUCUUACUUAGGAAAAGAUGAUCAGAAAGGGAUUCUUAUAACAGCAGAAACAGAAAAAUCCACAAUUGAGAAGAUGAUUCCACUGAAGCUUGAACAUCCUGAUCAUUUUGGACUUCUACUAUUGAACUACAACUGUUCAGAAUCUGACGAUUAUUUUCCUCUCAAUUCUACUGUCAAAGUUAAAGAAAUAUUGUUAAAAAAAUCAAUUACUGAAAGUGAUGAUACCAAUUUGGAAGAUCAACGAGAGAAUAUUAUUGAAGAUCGUAUCAGACAUAUUAUCACAAGAAACGAAAGUGAUUGUAGUUAUUUAUGUGAAGCAGCUAUAGAAGAUAAAUAUACAGUUGUUCUUCAAAUGAAAUUAGAGAUUAUCGAUACAAAUAACUCAUAUCGACGACUUGCAUUCUAUCUAGAUGAUGGCAGUAGCAUACUCCUAUGUCGUUUCGAAAUAAAUGCAAGAAGUGAAACAAGAGAAACACCUCUUCAUGUUGCUGUUGAUUUAAAUAUGUCUGAUAUUGUGGAUCUUCUUAUCAGUAAUGGUGCGAAUGUAAAUGCUACAAACGGAUUGGAUCAAGUACCACUUCACUAUGCAGCAAAAAGUGAUAAUUUAAAUAUAUUAUACAGUCUUUUUAAUAAUCAGGCAAAACUGGACGAGCAAGAUAGUUAUGGUAAAACUCCACUUCAUUACGCUGUUUUAAAUGUAAAUGAAAAUGCUGUAGAUCUUCUUAUCAGUAAUGGUGCAGAUGUUGAUGCUACAAAUAGUCAGGGUCAAGUACCACUUCACAUUGCCGCAAAAAAAAGUAAUUUAAAAAUAUUGAAGAGUCUUCUUAGAAAUCAGGCAAAACUGGACGAAAGAGAUAAAGAUGAUCGAACUGCACUUCAUUAUGCUGUUGAUAGUGGAAAUGAGAAUAUUGUCGAUAUUCUCUUAAAAAGAGGUGCCAAUCAUAAACUCGAAGAUAAAUGCGGUCUCAAACCAUUUGAUCAAGCAUUUAAAAUGAAUUUGUUCAAAAUAAUGAGAGUUUUUACGAAAUUCAAUUUAAAAAACUUGACACAAGCUGGAAGAGACUCGAUACAUCUUCAUUAUGAUGGAGCUGCUGAAAAUGGAAAUAACGUAGAUCUUCUUAUUAGUGAGGGUGCAGAUGUUAAUGCUACAAAUAGACAGGGUCAAAUACCACUUCACUAUGUAGCAGAAAAUAAUAAUUUAAAUAUAUUAGACAGUCUUCUUGAGAAUAAGGCAAAACUUGACGAAAGAGAUGAAGAUGGUGAGACACCGCUUCAUUAUGUUGUUUUGAAUGGAAAAGUGGAUGUUGUCGAUAUUCUUCUAAAGAGAGGUGCUGAUUAUAAACUCGAGAAUAAAAACGGUCUCAUGCCAUUUCAUUUGGCAGCUAAACAAGUGAAUUUAGAUAUGAUAAAAGUUUUUCUUGAUAAUAAUGUAGAUGCUAAUAUUGUCAAUUCACGAGCGAAUAUUAAUUUUCAAGAUGAAGCAGGUAAUACUCCUCUCCAUCAUGCUGUGAUGAAUAACAAUCGUGAGUUUUUACAAGCUCUAUUAGAAUGUAACGCUGAUCCAGCUAUUAAAAAUUAUUUUGGUAAGAACGUACUCCAUUUUGCUUUGACGUGUAUAGGAGGAGAUAAUUGUAUUCAAGAUAUUUUGGACAGUAAUGUUGACAUCGAUGCAGUCAAUAGAGAUGGCGAAACAGCACUUCACUUAGCAAUUCAAUGGAAUGAUGACAAUAUUGUCAAAUUAAUAUUAAAAAAGAAUCCAAACAUUGAUAUGAAGAACAACAUCGGUGACACAGCAUUGCACAAGACAGUCAAACGUAAACAUUGUCAUAUGGUUGAGCUUUUAUUAAAAAAUGGAGCUAAUGUGAAUUUGAAAGACGGAUCAGAAAAAACUGUUCUACAUUUAGCAAUAGAAUUGGAUGAACUGAAUAUUAUACCAUUACUUUUAGAAAAUAAAGCUAAUGCGAAUUUAAAAGAUGCAUCAGGGAAUACUGUUUUAUUUCUAGCAGCAAAAUUGUCUAAAAUUCCAGCAGAAAUUAUUAAAUAUAUUCUAAAUUAUACAAACGAUAUUGAUGCUAAAGAUGAUUGUGGAAGAACAGCCCUUCACUAUGCAGCUCUUAAUACUCCAGAUCGAAUUCUUGAAGUACUCUUAAAAGCGAAGGCUGAUGUUUAUGUUAAAGAUUCUGAAGGAAAUACUCCUCUACGUCUAACAGUGUCUUGGGAAAAUAGAUGCGUACGGGAUUUCAAAUCCAUGAAAGUUCUUGUAAAUUAUCAGGCUGAUGUUAAUGCAGUUGACAAUGAUAUGAGGACUCCACUCCAUCAUGCUUGUUGGAAUAAAAAUGAGGAUAUGUCAGUUAAUUGUGCUGAUAAAUUUGGUAAAACACCUCUGCAUUAUCUUGUUGAAAAAUCAUCUAGGUUCUAUGAUUUCCAUGAACUGCUUCUUAAAUUCGGUGCUGAUAUUAAUAUUGAGGACAAAGAACAUAAUACAGUAAUUGAUAUUCUCGUAAAACAAUUUGAUACUCUCCAUCUGCCAAUAGCUGAAAUAUUCACAGUACAUGUGAUUGAGAUGAAGGAAAUAAGUAUGUGGGUUCGCAAAAAGACUUUAGAUGGAGUCUACGGAAUUGGACGUGUUGCUUUAGUAGAUUGUGACAGUCAAAAUUUAUUCCAAAAUGCACUUCGAUAUGGGAGAUAUUUGAUUAUAUUUUACCUGACAGCUCAAUCUUGA
Messenger RNA from Chelonus insularis, 2817 nucleotides. RefSeq names its product putative ankyrin repeat protein RF_0381. Lineage: Eukaryota; Metazoa; Arthropoda; Insecta; Hymenoptera; Braconidae. The coding region runs from base 1 to 2817 and encodes 938 amino acids. Gene Ontology annotation, cellular component: cytoplasm; nucleus. The transcript is spliced from 6 exons. Gene Ontology annotation, molecular function: protein binding. The record is from RefSeq and is a predicted model, not a curated record.